Molecule: messenger RNA, 1746 nt
Organism: Salvia hispanica
Lineage: Eukaryota; Viridiplantae; Streptophyta; Magnoliopsida; Lamiales; Lamiaceae
Biological process (GO): cytokinin biosynthetic process
Source: RefSeq, a predicted model, not a curated record
UAAAAAAAUUUCGAGUCGUUUGACGUGUGUGUGGAAACUGUUGUAAGCAUCGAUUGAGGACUGCGGAAGGCAGAGAUUUAUGGCGUUUCCACGUGAUGAUGUUGAUGAAAUAACACGCAGAUGGAUACCGCAGCAAAACAUCACCAUCCCCAAAUAAGCCCUAGUCGGCCUAAUUACGCGACAGCUAUACACAGAUGCAUGCCAAUGAGGUGUUCGACACAAGUCCUCACUCAAUUGGGUGUGAUCUCGGAUCAAAUUUUCGAGUGAAGACAGCACUGUGCUUUAUCAUAAUUUUGGGGGAUAUUGUGUUUCGCGACAUGGAGCCCAGAAGACCCAAGUUGAAGAAUGCCGAAACGAGGCAGACCUAUUCAACAGGCAAGAGGAAUUCAAAGGGGCCUCACUUGUCUGAAAUCCAAACAGAGAAUAAGCCAAGGGAAGAAUCAAUUUGGUAGGAGAGGGAAUCAUGGCAGAAUAGCGAGGAUGCAAUAUGCCCAAUUGAGAGACAGCUAAGCAGUACCUCUCCCCUCUCCAAUGAUGAAGGUGGUUUUGUUGCAUGAAAGGGUCAAUAGAUAAAGGGGGCCAUAGUCAUUUACCUCCCAAUCAACAAGAUUCUGGCAGCGAGGAAUGCAGCAGCAGCGAGUCCGGGUGGACGACGUACAUAGCCUCCCCGGACCUUCUCGAGCACGAGUACGCUGACCAGAACAAUGAAGAUGACGAUGACGAUGACGGCGAUGUCAAAAUAGCCCGAAAAGGGUUCAAGAAAGUGGAGCAAGAAGAAGCAGCAGCAGAUAGCGAUGACUCGAUGGCCUCUGAUGCUUCCUCUGGUCCUAGUGAUCAAUAUGGAUAUCUCGGCAGAAGCCAUGGGGGUUUGAGCCAUGCAGGGAGCAACAAUCAAAGAAAGGCGGCUGCAAAGAAACAGGAAGAGAAGAAGAAACAGAUAAAGGGAGAAAAGGACAAAUCUGGUAACAGUGCAGGAAGGUUGAAGAAAUUUUAACCAUAUGCUUUUUCAACAGCCCCACUUGUGUUAAGUGAAGGUGUGGAAGCAGACUGGCUGCAGCCUACAAUCUUCUGGCAGGUUUGAAUGAGGCAGUGCCUGCAGGUGGGGCAGGAGGAGUGCGAGCCAAGCCAUCUGUCAAUGCAGCGGACGUGGAAGCCAUGGUUGCACUUAGGCAGCACCCUCACCCGCUCCCCGGGUGCAAACUCGGAGAGGCAGAUGGCGCACUCGGUGUCCAAGCCAGGUAGCUUCAGCUCAGCUGCAUAGCUAAUGAUGGGAAAUGUCUUGAGGGCCUUCUUUUUAAUCCCGGUAUUGGCAAGCCGGGCAGCGGGGGCUGGAGCCCCCUCUGCGUCGGCUGAGACGAGGGUGGAGCACCUUAGAGCGCAGCGGAUGAUGGAGUUGAGGCCGAGGGAGCAGAUCAAGGCGCAGAGGAGGACGGAGAGCACCAUCACCACGUUUGCAUCGAAGUUGCUGGUGUCUCUGAGAGGAUGCGUCGGUGUUGAGGGUGGGGGGGCUGAGGGGGGACUGAGGAAGAGAGGGUUGAGGAGAAGCCUUCUUGAAUGUGUGAUGAGAGAAGUUGAUGCAGCAGCCAUUUUUUGCUUUGGUGUGGUUUGGUUUGGUUUGAUUUAAGAUUUUUUUUUGGUUUGGAGGUGGAUGCAUGUUUUUAUACUGGGGAAAAAGUUCACCUUGGUGGGAUGCAACUUUUCUGGAUUUUGAUAAUGUUUCUAAUUUAAUAAUUUGCAUCAACUGUC